CGUCGCCGCCCUCGCGUCGAUAACGGCUUGGCAACCGCCCAGUCACACAUACGCGCCGCUGUGGAGCAGUGUUGCUGCGGCUCCCUUGCGUACUGCAACGCCGCUCGUUAUUUUCUGGCACUAAACUACACCGGGUAUGCAUGACCGUUGAUACGGGUCUAUAGUUUAAUAGACCAGUGUAGUAGUUCCCAUCGCUGCAAUGAGCUGUUGUAGACCUUCAUUAUCAGCUUGUGUAGCACCUCAACGGCUUCCUUUAACAUCAACGAUAAUGGAGACUCCUCAAGAGGAGGAUUUCCAGCUGUUUGAAGCGAUUACGUUAAAUGGGGAGAGACACACGUUGCUGAAGUGCCCUCGGAGGUUGCCCUCACGACUGGCUCCACGUGACGGCUCCUUCACCAGUACUGAUGUCUUCAACAUCCUUAUGGCUGAUGUCUCUGGCUCUAUGAGUGGCUACUGGCCACAUGUUGUUACUGGCUGGCAGGAGAGCAUAAAAGACAAGCUCUCAGGGCAUACGAAGAUUUUUGUGUUCGAGUCAAAUGUUACAUUUGUACGUGACGGCACAGACCUAACUGAAGAAGAUUUCAUAUGUGGUGGGACAGAUCUUACUUCAGCCUUGCGAACUGUUCGUGAAGAAGUGGAUAAGUGUACAGAACAGUAUGUGCGGAUCUUUAUUGUAACAGAUGGUGCUCAUGGUGAGGGUGAGCCAUACCCUGAAACUGAAAUUAAUCAGAUGAAGGCACCACAAGGCAAGACUGUUGAUGUUUUUCUACUUGGUAUUGGAUGUUCUUUUCCAGUCAAUUACAGCAUUGAUAUUAGAUCUUUUAUGCACAAUGGAAGUGCUAAUUUGCCUACACUGUUUUGGGCUAAAGAUGAAGAAGAAAUUGAAGAACAGAUGAUGGCUAUUGGUGAAGGACUGAGCUCUGGACUAGUAACACUUAGUCUGAGCCACAAUGGUUAUAAACUCCCUGGUUUAGAUAAAGCUACCACCAUUCAUCUUGGUGAGUGGAGCUAUUUCCCUGAAUCUCCUGAGGAUCUUCCUGUUUUAACAGUUAAGGUUGAUGAAGAAAAUCCAAAACUAAUAUGCUCGAAAGUCGAGAAAAUAUCAAUGACCCUGUUGCUUAACGAAAUAUUUCGGCAAUGGAAUUCAGUUUUGAUUCAGCAACAUCGGAAAAAACUGUUUGUCCCAAGUGAAACCUUUGAUCUCAUGGAUUCGUUAUUUAAGAACCUUAUGAAUGAAAUAAACUCUGAAAUUAUUGAUGAAGGAAAUGGUGUAAAGCUAAGAUUGAAAAAGAAGAUGGCUAAGAACUAUGAAGUAGAGUAUGCAACCCUCAUGAAUAUGAGUAAGACGGUGAUUGGUAUUGAAGGCAAAUAUAGAGAUGAAAUGGAACUUGCUGAAAAUAUUCUAAAAAGCACCGUCACUACUAGAAAAUAUGAUACAAAAAAUUUAAAAAUGAAAGGUCAUGGGCAGGAGGACUAUGAUGCUGAUAUGAAGGCUUUCUGUCAGUUAUACCAGAAGGCAAAAAAACGUAUUUUGGAAUUACCAAAUCCUACACCUGAAGAAUGCUGUAGAAUCACAAUGUCGUCUACAUUACAAGAUAUGCAAGAUCCUGACUUUCAUCUAAUGUUUGAAGAGAAUAAGUUUGAUUUUCUAAAAUGUUUUACAAUGACGGGAAUUCCAGUGUAUGCCCCAGUUCGUGAUGCCUCGCAGAUUAAUCCAUGGACAUUGGGCAUAAAGCACAUUCUUGUAACACCAUUUACAAUACUCAGUCAGAGGGCUAUUGAAGCAUAUGCAGACAGUGGUGAUAAUCUUGGAGUAGAAAACAAAGAUGUUAUACUUCAAAAAGAUGAUGAAAAAUCUCGUUUCAAUGCUAUAAUUCCUGUUGUUCCUGCUCAUGCUGCUAGUGUACUGAAGCCACUUGUUCGCUCUAACUUAUAUGCCAUGUUAGCUACAUUUUGCAUUUUGAAAAAUCCCCACAUUGUUGACCAUAAUGCACACAUUGCUGCUCUAGGUUGUGCUUGGGUUAAAUCUGUUGUUCAGUAUCCCCCUAAAGAUCGCCCAGAAUAUAUCACUGAUAGACUUAAAAAUAUAAUUUCUACAGCUAGUUUAUAUAUGGAUCGAGCAAGAAUAGUUUGCUAUGUGAAUGCAUUAAAGAAUAAUCCACAGCAAGCCCUCAUGACAGAAAGCAUCGAUACAUUUGAUGACCAUACUCUGAAGUGUGAAUCACUCAUUAAACCUCUGUUUUUCCUUUAUCUGGAAAAGGAAAAAUUUACGAAACUUGAGCUGGAAAAUAUUCUGAUACUAUUAUUAGCAGAAUUCAUUGGACGUUGCCUCUCAAAUUACUUGCCCACAGAGAAUGAUGAUAAAGGCACGACUACACCUUUCACCGAUUUCUUUGCUGAAGACCUUAAUGACCCAGAGAAGAAAAAAUCAUUGCUUGAAAAGCACUGUCAGGCUGUAAUUGAUGAAUUUCAGUUGGCUCAUGGAAACCUUGUAGAUAAAUUUUUCACUCUUGAUGAUUUGCAAGCCAGCAUAAAGCAGCAUGUUGUUAAACGGGUGGCUGCUUUAGCCGAUACUUUAAUGGAAGACAUAACCAUAAAGGUUAACAUGGAAAAGGUAAAGAAGCUCAAGAAUUUUGGGAGCUGUGGUGAUGUCAAAUUUACAUCAUUCCAUUCAUGGGCACAAGAAAUGGGAAUUGCUGAGGAAAGUAUUCAAAAAGCUACCAAUCCAUCUCAGGUUCUUGUGUAUGUAAGCGAGGCUCUUCAGUAUCCAAGCUCAAAGGAUCGGCGAUCAAGAGAUCUUGCCACUAGUGAAGAAGCCUUUAUAAUUGUCAAAGAAAAAGUGACUCGAGAAAAUGUGAAAAAAAUGAAGCGAGUAUUAUUGACAGAGGUUGAAGAGUUUGCUGUUAAAAAGUGGCAAGAAGCUUAUUCCAUACUUCACACUCCACUGGUAAUGCCACUGACUCGUGAGCAGGUUAUAGAAGCUGCCCGGUCCAAAGGAAUCGAGGUUACUGAAGAAACAUUCGGUAAAGUGUACAGGUAUAAUGCAGAUUUAAAGCUGCUGCGCAAUGCAUGCCAAAUCCCAGGCUGUCCGCAUUAUUUGGUUCCACAUAGAAAUUUCAACCAACAUCUAGCAGUUGAGAGAACUCGAAGUGACUUCCCACAUUCUCUUCAUUUGAUUUCUCACCAGUUCAGUGAUUUGGGAAUAGAAGCAGUUGUAAAAGAGGUAACUACAGGGACUCAUACUGGAAGACAAAACCGACCGAAGCCUCCCGUUCCCGAGGCUUCGUCCCUAAAUCCUCUGAUGGUUGAAUUGGACACCCUUUUGCAGGAGUACAAGAAAAAUCACACACGAGAGUGAUAGAGCAAGGAGGAGGAGACCACAUCACUACUCUAGUCACAGUAUUAUAGGAGGGUAAUUAGUAGUGUUCAGUGUGUUGAAGCAUAAUUUGUGUUGAAGAUUUAAAUGGUUUUAUUUGUACAUUUGUGAAAUUUAUAUGCUAAGAAUAUUUUGUAUACAUGAAGUGCCUAACAGUAUCAGGUAUGACCAUUACAUCUUUACACAUCAUUCCCUGAUGGAAUCAUGGUUUAGCUAAAAGUGAAUAAUAUUGAAAUUAUAUGUAUUACCAAAGAAAUUUAUUCAGAUUGUCACUUGUGUAAGUACUAUCCUGAACAUUUCUACUCGUGUGCUUUAUUUAAGUCUACACUGCUGGAUGAUCUGUUCAUUCUUAUUCCCUACUGAUAUUGUAUUUUUCUUUUGUAAAUUCCUAAUGGAUACUUGACUAUUUCUUCCCUGUGAUGCAGGUGUAACCCAUAGUUUCCUCUUCAAAGUUCCUCUUCCCCUUCCCCGUGAAUAUUGCAUGUGUAACUAAACCAAUAUAUAUUUUCUAUAGAAAUAUUUAGUGUUAUAAAUUAUUAUAGGCUGAAAUGAACAGGGAAUAUAAGAGCACCUUUCAAAAACCGAAGUUUCUGUUCGGUUUACAGGUAAUGGUGUAAUUUUUCAGUAAUUCGCAUUCCUAGUAUGGUAUUGUCACACUAAUUUUGGCUUAAUUUGUUGGGACAAAUUCUGAUAUGGCUUACACAUUAUAUAUAGCCAUAUACUGUGUAUGGUACAUUAUUAGAAUGGAUUAUAUUAUUCCGUGUCAGAAUUAGCCAAAGUCAUUUCUAAUGUGUUAUUUUGUUUUUACUUGUUAGUUACCGUGUUUAUAAGUGGUUUGGAGGAACUGAAAUAGGAAAUCACCGUUGCUAAACAUGUUCACAUUCCGAUUAUUUUUGUAUACUGUAGUAUUUGGCUGUAAAACUUGCUAAAUUGUAUUCUUUUUUUGUCACCAAAAUAAAGCAAGUUUUUCA
Procambarus clarkii (red swamp crayfish) is the source of this 4347-nucleotide messenger RNA. RefSeq lists its product as uncharacterized. NCBI's taxonomy places the organism in Eukaryota, Metazoa, Arthropoda, Malacostraca, Decapoda, Cambaridae. The record is from RefSeq and is a predicted model, not a curated record.